Naumovozyma castellii is the source of this 2031-nucleotide messenger RNA. RefSeq names its product Fmp40p (gene FMP40). NCBI's taxonomy places the organism in Eukaryota, Fungi, Ascomycota, Saccharomycetes, Saccharomycetales, Saccharomycetaceae. The transcript has a single exon. The record is from RefSeq and is a predicted model, not a curated record. Bases 1 to 2031 code for a protein of 676 amino acids.
AUGCCCGAACGUAUAUCCAUACUCAAGGCACUGCAACAAUCAGGCUCCUCCAAACUAAUACAAAGGCUAAACCCAGACCAAACGGUCCCCUCCAUAGCCAAAGCCAUUGAACUCAUAGAGACACAUCAACUAACUGACCCUCAACGAAUAACAGCAUUCCACACACCAAGAUUCGUCUCACCGGGUUCCCACUUCUCAUUCACAACACCAUUCCAAAGACCACAUUACAAACCAUUGCUCGUCGCUACAGACACCCUAAGGGAUGAAUUCCAAUUGGACCCCACUACGGACCCAAACCUUACCAAGAUCCUAAGUGGUGCAAAAGUCUACUACACCGAUACCAUCUUCCCCUAUAGUCUCGCCUAUGCAGGUUACCAAUUCGGGUCCUUCGCGGGACAAUUGGGGGACGGUAGGGUCCAUAAUUUGUUCUCCCUCAACAAUCAAGUUUUCCAAUUGAAAGGUUCAGGAAUCACACCUUUCUCUAGGUUUGCUGAUGGGAAAGCCCUAUUAAGGUCGUCCAUAAGAGAAUUUAUUAUUAGUGGCGCGUUGCACGCCAUGAAUGUGCCCUCCACUAGAGCACUACAAUUGACUUUAUUACCGGGGACAAGAGCACUGAGGGAAGGUGGUAGGAGGGAACCGUGUGCUGUGGUAUGUCGUGUGGCUCCGUCAUGGAUUAGAUUGGGGAGUUUUGAUAUGUUCAAAUGGAGACCUCAUUUGCCCGGAUUGGUAAAAUUGACAGAUUAUUGUAUAGAUGAAGUGUUUCAAAGCGGUAAGGAUUUCCCUCGGGAAUUGAAUUGGAAUAGAUUUGAUAGAGAUUAUUUCCCGGAUGAAGAGGGGCAAGCAAGUGCUUCGUGUUCUUUGCCCUUAGAUGACGUUUCCCAGUAUGAUUUAUUUUUUAGACAUGUGGUUAAUUUGAACGCUAAUACGGUGGCCUUUUGGCAAGCUUAUGGGUUUUGUAAUGGCGUGUUAAACACAGAUAAUACGUCCAUUAUGGGACUUUCAAUGGAUUUCGGACCCUUUAGCUUUAUGGAUAUCUUUGAUCCCGACUUCACACCAAAUCAUGAUGAUUUUACUAAAAGAUACUCGUUUGCUAAUCAACCGGGGGUCAUUUGGUGGAAUUUAUUACAAUUCGCUCAGGAUAUUGCUAUAUUAUUGGGGGCAGGAACUGAACAUUUGGAAAAAGUGGUGACGUUGAAACAAGAAGACAUUAAUGCAUUGGAAAAUCAGUACGAGGAGAAAUUUGUCAAGAGGGUUAACAAGGUUAUUAAACUGGCAUCAAGUGAAUAUAAAUUUAGGUUCACUACAAAGUAUGCACAAUUAAUGAGUGAAAGACUAGGUAUUGAUCUUAAAUUGUUACCAGAACGACUUGAUGAUGAGACAGAUUUGGAACAACUUAGUGAAAAAAUUAGAGAGUUUUGUAGUGUCAUUGUGGAACCAUUAUUACAAAUAUUACAAAGUACAAAAGUGGAUUAUAAUCAUUUCUUUGUCAAUUUACAGGAUUACCAAGGUAAUUUUUUCGAUUCAUCAUCUAAUUCUAUAGAUGGACUAGAUGAAUUAUACAUUUCCCUUUUCUUUAAGGAUGAACAAUUAAAAAAAUUGAUUGAGUAUUAUCAAGUGGAAAAUAAAAAAUACCAAUCCCAAUCUGAUGGUGAAAUACGUCAAGUAUUAUCCCUCUUUAACGAUUUGAAAGAAUGGACAAAGAUAUACAAAGAAUUCAUACCCAUUGACUAUGAAACCAGGAGAACUAUUUCCAGCAAAGUGAACCCUUUAUUCAUUCCAAGAAGUUGGAUAUUCAAUGAAGUAAUUGAUGACUUAACACAAAGGCAGGCAGAUAAAUUGAAUGAUACGGAUGCCGACUUGGAUCUUUCACUCUUGAACAAAAUGUACUUAAUGAGCACACACCCAUAUGAUCCCACGAAAUGGGACCAGACCUUACGUCCCGAACUGGAGGAUCGUUGGGCAAAUUUGAAACAUACGACCAGUAAACAGGAUGAAGAAAGGUAUAUGAAACAACUGACCUGUUCCUCUUAG